Perca flavescens (yellow perch) is the source of this 656-nucleotide messenger RNA. RefSeq names its product mitochondrial ribosomal protein L35 (gene mrpl35). Gene Ontology annotation, molecular function: structural constituent of ribosome. NCBI's taxonomy places the organism in Eukaryota, Metazoa, Chordata, Actinopteri, Perciformes, Percidae. The transcript is spliced from 4 exons. Gene Ontology annotation, biological process: translation. The record is from RefSeq and is a predicted model, not a curated record. The coding region runs from base 47 to 577 and encodes 176 amino acids. Gene Ontology annotation, cellular component: mitochondrion; ribosome.
UUGUCCAAACAGGGCUCCGUACUUACGUCAGCAUUCUGGAGAAAACAUGGCGGCCGCCCUGGCAAGGAAGGUGUCUGGGCUGCUGAGGCCGCUGUCUGUCUCUCUGUGUGCCAAGACACCACAGCUCUGUAAGCUCUCCAGCCUCAUCCAGCCUCCACCUCUCUACAGCUCUGUUGCAGCCGCUGUCCACGCUCCUUUGCGGGCUGCAGUGUGUCCGACACCCCGGUACAACAUCCUACAACGGGUAUCGGCACUUAUUCCCAGUCUGAAUCAACAACCAAGCAGAAGUCUGACAUAUGUCAGUCUGAAGAAGGGGAAGAGGAAGACUGUAAAAGCUGUGACAGACAGAUUCAUGAGGCUGCAUUGUGACCUUUGGAUCAGGCGCAAGGCUGGAUACAAAAAGAAACUGUGGAAGAAGAAACCUGCCAGACGAAAGCGCCUGAGGGAGCAUGUAUUCUGUAAUAAAACACAGAGCAAGCUUCUGGAUAAAAUGACAACCUCUUUUUGGAAAAGGAGGAACUGGUAUGUUAACGAUCCGUACUUGAAGUACCACGAUCGGGUCAACCUUAAACUGUAAUUUGCUGAUUCGUGUAGUGACAUCUUGUUUUUGAACAUAAUGUUAUGUUAUAUAUGUAAUAAAAUCAUAUUACACCAUU